Mesorhabditis spiculigera is the source of this 909-nucleotide messenger RNA. The record is from the annotation of a GenBank genome assembly. Lineage: Eukaryota; Metazoa; Nematoda; Chromadorea; Rhabditida; Rhabditidae.
AUGGCCGCCGAACUCGUCCAGCUGCAGCCCGGCACCCAGGUCGAACGCUGGAAGAUCGAAAAGAAGCUCGGAGAGGGAGGCUUCGGCGCCGUUUACAAGGUCUCCGAUCCCACCGGAAUGUACGCCCUGAAGGUCGAGGGCGCCAACGAGCAGAUUCAGGUGCUGAAAAUGGAGGUGUUCGUGCUGGCCGAGCUGGGCAAGCGGGGUGGACGUCAUUUCUGCAAGAUUGAAGACAAGGGCCGUUACGGAACAUUCAACUACGUCGUGAUGACGCUCGUCGGAAAGUCGCUGCAAGACUUGAGGAAGGAAGGCCCGGGCGGGCACAUGUCGAUGGGCACCGCAAUCUCCGCCGGCGUGCAGGCCCUCGAGGCGCUCGAGGAUCUCCACGGCAUUGGAUACCUCCAUCGGGACGUGAAGCCCGGAAACUACACCAUCGGCCGCGCCGAGCUGAACGAGUUGCGCAAGGUGUACGUGCUCGACUUCGGUAUGGCCCGCAAAUUCACCAACGACCAGGGCGUCAUCCGCAAGCCGCGCGCCGCCGCCGGUUUCCGCGGAACCGUCCGCUACGCUCCGAUCUCUUGCCACCUGCAGCGCGAGCUGUGCCGGAAGGACGACGUGGAGGUCUGGGUCUACAUGCAGGUCGAGCUCACCACCGGAAAUCUGCCCUGGAAGAACGUGCAGGACAUGAACCAGGUCGGCGAGUACAAGAAACGCUGCCGCACCUCGGCCGUCGGCGAGCUGUUCGCUGGCUGUCCCGACGAGUACCGCCAGAUCAUGGUCCACUGCGACAACCUGAAGUACUACGACUCCCCGGACUACCAGCAGUACUACGCCACCAUGCGCCGCGCCCUCCAGACCACUGGCGCCCAGGAGUUCCCAUACGACUGGGAGAAGGCCCCGGGCGGCUUC